CCCCCGUGUAAUCCUUCAUGGACGAUGGAAAGCUCCUCUCCGCUCUCCAUCAUCAUCAUCAUCUGCAGAAAAAUGCGAGCGGGGAACGGCGAGAAAAUGUCAACUCGGGUCGCUCGCCCGCGGCCGCAGACAUGAGCGGAGUUCCGUCUGCCUCCCCCGCCCGCAACACGUCGCUCUCACCAUGCGGAUCCACUGCAAAGUAGUUGUGAUCGCCGUGUGUUUCGGAGUUUUCCUACUUUUGUACUUUUUGGGGGGCAACGCCGCGGACGACCCGCUGUUGAAAGAAGUUGGAGAGGAGGAGGAGGAGGACGGCAAGUCCUCCCCGUCGCCCCCUGAGCGCGGCCGCGAUGUUGCGGCGAAGUUUGCCAGGAAAUCGUCCGCCGGAGUCGGCGUGCGUGCGGAGGAGCCUCCCCGGGGACGGAAAGAGCGGAAAGCGAUCAGUCGGGGUGCCGGCGUGAAUGCAAAGAGUAGACCGCGGAAUAAUGUAGUCCGACCUGUGAUCAAGCGCACCCGGGUUGAGGAGGUCAUGCACUUGGCUGUGGUGGCUUGUGGGAACCGUCUGGAUGAGACCCUCACUAUGGUCAAAUCGGCCAUCCUGUUCAGCCUCAAGAAGAUCAAGUUUCACAUUUUUGCUGAGGACCCUUUGGCCCCACAGUUUGAAGAAAGGCUGAACCAGUGGCCUCGCCCUGUCUCAUCCAAGUUCCAGUACAGCAUCUACCCCAUCACCUUCUCUGUGGGGAACGCUGACGAGUGGAAGAAGCUCUUCAAGCCCUGUGCUGCUCAGAGACUCUUCCUUCCCGUCAUCUUGAAGGACGUGGACUCAUUACUCUACGUGGACACAGAUGUCCUGUUCCUGCGGCCCAUGGAUGAUAUCUGGAGUCUCCUUAAGUCCUUCAACAGCACCCAGCUUGCAGCAAUGGCUCCAGAGCACGAGGUCCCCAAAAUUGGCUGGUACAGCCGCUUUGCACGCCACCCUUUCUAUGGGGUCACGGGGGUCAACUCUGGUGUCAUGCUGAUGAAUCUUACAAGGAUCCGCAGCACACUGUUCAAAAACAGUAUGAUCCCCAGUGGCCUGUCAUGGGAAGAUCUCCUACAUCCACUUUAUCAGAAGUACAAGAACCACAUCACCUGGGGAGACCAGGACCUCCUCAACAUUAUCUUCCACUACAACCCAGAGUGUCUCUUCAUCUUUCCCUGCCAGUGGAACUACAGGCCUGAUCACUGCAUGUAUGGGAGUAACUGUAAAGGGGCGGAAGAGGAAGGCGUGUCCAUUCUCCACGGCAACCGUGGAGUGUAUCAUGAUGACAAGCAGCCAGCCUUUAAAGUAGUCUAUGAUGCAAUACAUGAUUUUCCCUUUGAGGACAACAUGUUCCAGUCCCUCUUCUACCCCAUCCAGACCAAGUUCCUGGACACAGUCAACACCCUCUGUGGUCGGAUUCCUCAAGUCUUCCUCAAGCAGAUAGAAAAGACCAUGAAGAAAGUUUUUGAGGAGAAAGUGGUCCGACAUGUCAGACCACACAAGUAACUGAUGGAGAAAGAGGACUCUCUCUUUUAUCUGACAACACCAAGGACCGUCUUGCUGUGAAUUAUGUGUCUUACCAGCAUCUCCCAGAUGGAACUGGCGGCUCAGCCUUUGCAGUGUAUUCAACACAUGACACUUCCUGGAAAAAAUGGUCUAAUGAACAUUAUAAUCCUCUAGUGAUGGUAUGGGCAAUAAGCCUAUGCACACAGAGAAGCAUACAGUGCUGGUCAGUGAUGCCCUAGAACAGGUUUGCCUUAUUGCCGUCUUAAAAUUUUCACAUCCCAGUUAUGUAGGUGGUGAUCAAAUAUAUAAUAAUGUUGGAAAGAUAUAGUGGGGAAAAAAAAAAAGACUGCAUGGAUUCUUUUUUGUUAAGAAUAAAUAAGGUAUCAGCUCUUCAUCUCAAGUGUAAAAGCAAAACUGAAGGCAUAUUUUUGUCAACCAAGCGUUCAACAAAAGUAUCUACUUACGUUAUAUUUCCUCAUGAGCAUGGUAUCCACUAAACAAAGUCAACUUUGGACUUUGGAAAGCUUUACUACUCUGAGUAGUAGAUUCAUAAACCACUCCUUUAAAAUCAUGUGAAUGUUUUACCAGCAAAUAACUUGAAAUGUGAGCCUGUGUGAAUGAAAAGAGUUGUGAGUCGUUGGUCUGUUCUGCAGUUGCCAAAUGCCACUGACAGUAUUAAAUACAGUACAAAAGGGGAAAUAUGGACUUUUAUGUUACACACCGAAUGUUAAAAUGCACUUUCAGAAUGAUUUUAGGACUGGAUGGUUGGUUGUACACAUGUCAACUUUAUAUGCUACACUGUCGAGCAAAUCAGUACCGAAAGCGCUAGCAUUUAAAAAUGACAUACUACAUACUACAGCUGAUUAUGUGCCAUAUAAAUAUUAAUGUCUGCCAUGUUUACUAUUACAAGGAAAUGAGUGGUAUAGGCGUGUGUGUCUGAGAAGAUAUCUUAGUUUGUAAUAUAAUGUAUGUUACGUUGUGAACACAUGGAUCAUAUGUUUUAGCAACAUCACUUUAAAUGUGGUUUGAUGGUCUAAACAUAUCAGAUCAUUCAAACUGGAAACUUAAAAUGGCUGUACAGUCUUCGUUUCUAAAUAAAACAAUGCAAUGUACUGAGCCUGCUUCAGCCUGAUUUACACAUCUAUGCAAUGUAUAGGUAAUAUAUGAAAGCAAUACAAAUAGUUGAAAUGCACUCUUCUCAAAAUUGUAUAUC
Molecule: messenger RNA, 2738 nt
Organism: Xiphias gladius (swordfish)
Lineage: Eukaryota; Metazoa; Chordata; Actinopteri; Istiophoriformes; Xiphiidae
Gene: gxylt2
Product: glucoside xylosyltransferase 2
Exons: 7
Coding region: 182-1525 (447 amino acids)
Biological process (GO): protein O-linked glycosylation via N-acetylgalactosamine
Molecular function (GO): UDP-xylosyltransferase activity
Source: RefSeq, a predicted model, not a curated record